GUCCGGUCAUUCAAGGACAUACGUGUUGGUUAAGUGACUCCUGAGUAAAUGUGGGGAGUAAAUGGCAGAGGUGCAGACUAGCAGGUGUCUGAGGAUAUGACAGACACAUCUCCAAACAGUUCCUUUUCCUGUCCCCAGUGGGCUACAUUCCCAGACUGGUAUUUUUGUUAGUAUGACAGAGCCACACAGUCAUCUGGCCCAGGCACAGCCUCUGUCCUUCCCUUUCUGCCCCUGCCCCUGAGAGAGGCUCCUAUAAAAGGGCUGAGCAACUCAGCUCCUCUCACUAGGUGAUGUGAAGAGCAGGGGGGACCAUGGACUUCAUCAGCAUUCAGCAGUUGGUAUGUGGAGAAAGAGUAGAAAGGAAAGUGUUGGGAUUGGGACAUAGAGUUCCUGAUCCCGGAGGCUGGCCUAGUGACUGGAGGAUGGCACCCCAAGAGGCUGUGGCCCGGGAGAAGCUGAAAUUGGAAGAGGAGAAGAAGAAGAAACUCGAAAGAUUUAACAGUUCCAGACUUAAUCUAGAGACUCUGGCUGAGUUGGAAAACUUGGUUCAAAGACGAAGAGAAAAGCGACUGAAACGUAGGGUCCCCCCCAGGGAAACUGAGCCCGUGGUUAAGCCGCAGCCCCAGGCCCAGGUGGAGUCUGUGGACCUGGAGAUGUUCCUGAAGGCAGCUGCUGAGAACCAGGAGGCCCUGAUUGACAAGUUCCUGGCAGACGGAGGGGACCCCAAUGCCCAUGACAAGCUCCACCGCACGGCCUUGCACUGGGCCUGUCUGAAGGGUCACAGCCAGCUGGUGAACAAGCUGCUGGCAGCAGGUGCCAUUGUGGACCCUCGGGACUUGCUGGACAGGACACCCAUGUUCUGGGCCUGCCGUGGAGGACAUCUGGAUAUCCUCAAACAGCUGCUCAACCAGGGAGCCCGGGUCAACGCCCGGGACAAGAUCUGGAGCACCCCCCUCCACGUGGCAGUGCGCACUGGGCACUCCGACUGCUUGGAGCACCUCAUCGAGUGUGGAGCCCACCUCAACGCACAGGAUAAGGAAGGGGACACAGCUCUACAUGAGGCUGUGCGGCAUGGCCGUUACAAAGCCAUGAAGCUGCUGCUGCUCUAUGGAGCCAAGCUGGGUGUGCAGAAUGUGGCCUCCAUGACUCCAGUGCAGCUGGCCCGAGACUGGCAGCGGGGCAUCCAGGAAGCACUGCAGGCCCAUGUUGCACAUCCCCGCACCCGGUGCUGACAACAGGCCUGCGGGUCACCCACAGCCACCAUUCCAACCCCUCCCCUCCCCUGCAUCUGCACCCUCUGUGGUUCUUGCCUCAGUCUGAUUCCUCUCAGGCCUCUAAGGCAGCCCUGUCAGAACUGAGGAGCAGUGGCGAGCCCGGCACGUGGAGAACGCAGGCCUCCUUGGCUUCGCAUGUCAAGAGGUGCUGUGUUCCCUGCUGGGGCUGGAGCUGAAAGGGCUGAAGCAGAGGACCACGGGGCAGCAGAAAGCAAAGUGGGUCCAGAUGAGGGCCAGGGAGAGGAGUGGAAGCCAAGAUGGAGCAGGAAGUGAGCAGCCCCAGGCCCGAGCUACCCAGGGCUGGGUGCUAGACUUCCUCAGUGUCCACUAAUCCUGAGUCUGGGAGGUUUUGCCCUUGCUCUGUACAAGGGUCAGUCUCCUGCAGGUGGUGACUGAGCCUGUGGCCAGCAGCUGCCAUCCAGGACACACAAGAGCAACCAAAGUAGGCCACACAGGUGCCAGGUGUUUCUGCAGCUGGCCAAUGCCCUUGGGCAGGGGUUUCCCCAGAGGACUCCAUUCCUAUCAGCAGCAACCCUGAUAGUGUCUGGAGUGGCUCCAGACAGCUUUCGUCUUAGGGACACUGGAGGUGGGUUCUGACAGUCUGGAGGGGGCUGUGCAACAGGAUUGAGGCCCCACAGCACCAGAAGUCCAGGACCCACCAGGUUGCCCCAGAAGCCCCAAGACUGAUGAGCUGGAGCUGAUACCUGAGGGGAACCUUCUGCCCACUUGUCUAAAGGCUUCAGUCAGGCCUGCCUGCCACACUGUUGUUGGGCUGGCUGGUAGUGCUCCUUGUAGGGGUAAGGUGCCUGGGUGCUGGGGAUUGCUUGUGGCCCACCCAACUCUUGGGGCGGUGGCCCGUAACCUUAGUUUGCCUUAGGCACUGAUGUCCCCCUGGUACUGGAGUUUGAGCUCUUGCCUGGAACCCUGCAGCUACAUCCACUCUGCUUGACCCCACACAGAGGACAGGGCACUGGGGAGCUCUGAGCUUAGCCCAUGGGGAAGCAGGGCAAGGCAGGGCAGGCCCUCCUGCCCCUUGUCCGCUAACUGGGGUACAAUGACUCACCCUCACAACAGCUCCCUAAAGGUUCCUUCUUCUUGCAUCAUUCUUUACGUUUCAAGUUUCACUGGUAUAGACCUAUACUACUGGCAGGGCUGGGUCCUUAAAUGCCAGAGUGAAUUUUAAAGAGCUCUGCUCUAAACCAAGAACCAUAGGCUGAGAAAAGGGCUAAAAGAUAAAGGUUUAGCCUCCCUCACAUGGGUCCUGGGUUACAUAAGGUACCUGGGUGAUAUCAAUUUUGCAGCAGUUAUUUUGAGUCUAACUUUGGUGGCCUUCUCAGGCCAAGACCAAGGCCAUUGUUACUAUGUGAAAAAGCUGACAAGGGCUCCACACACCUUUCCAUGGGCAGCCCCUGCCCUAUGGUGACAGAGCCAGCAUGCGCUCAGAUACUGGCGCCACGGGCUAAACAGGCAUUCAAGACCAUGGAGAAGACAACUCCUCAUCUAGAAAAUGAGGACACUUAAGUGACAGAGAAAAACACCUUUUUAUACGGAUCAGUAUUUUUUGUUCAUUAAAACUGGUUGAUUAUCCAUCA
Molecule: messenger RNA, 2866 nt
Organism: Lemur catta (Ring-tailed lemur)
Lineage: Eukaryota; Metazoa; Chordata; Mammalia; Primates; Lemuridae
Gene: ANKRD23
Product: ankyrin repeat domain 23
Exons: 9
Coding region: 312-1232 (306 amino acids)
Molecular function (GO): protein binding
Source: RefSeq, a predicted model, not a curated record